AGGCCCACGCGCUGCGGCCAUGAGCCCAGUCGGCGCCGCACGUCUCUGCGCUGCCGGAGGCCGGUGCCCUGCUCUCCCAGCUUCGGCCCGCUAUGGCUCUCGGCACCGCCCGUCCCGCGCUGCCAGCGCUCCUGGCCCUGAUCGGAGCUCUGCUCCCAGGACUUGGAGGGGCCCAAACAUCAGUGCACCCCCUAGAAGCCAUCAUACCCCGAGGCGGCUCUGUGCAGGUGAACUGUAGUACUUCUUGUGACCAUCGCCCCUUCUUGGGCCUGGAGACGCAGCUGACUAAGAAGGAGGUCGCCCAGGGGGACAACUGGAAGAUCUUCGAACUGAGUGGUGUGCAGGAAGAUAGCACCCCAAUAUGCUUCUCAUACUGUCAAGCACAGACAAUGGUUUCGAUGUCUCUCACCGUGUACUGGUUCCCGGAGCGCGUGGAGUUGGCCCCCCUGCCCCGCUGGCAGCCCGUGGGCGAAAACCUCAUCCUGCGCUGCCAGGUGGCCGGCGGGGCGCCCCGGACCAACCUCACGGUGGUGCUGCUCCGCGGGGAGGAGGAGCUGAGCCGGCAGCCGGCCGUCGGGGAGCCCGCUGAGGCCACGGUCACGGUGCUGGCGGGCAGAGACGACCACCUCGCCAAUUUCUCGUGCCGCACGGAACUGGACUUGCGGUCCCGAGGGCUGGGUCUGUUCCAGAACAGCUCGGCCCCCAGGCAGCUCCGAACUUUCGUCCUGCCAGCGAUACACCCAAACCUUGCUACCCCCAGCGUUGUGGAAGCGGGCACAGAGUGGCCCGUGAACUGCACCAUGGACGGGCUGUUCCCAGCUUCGGAGGCCGAAGUCCGCCUGGAGCUGUCUGGCCGGAAUUUGCACCCCACAGUCACGCACAACAACGACUCCCUCUUGGCCACGGCCCAUGACAAGGCCAACAUGGAAGAGGAGGGCACCCAGCAGCUGUCGUGCGUGGUGACCCUGGGACACCAGAGCCGGUCGUGGCAGGAGAAUGUGACCAUCUACAGCUUCCCGGCUCCCAACCUGACCCUGAGUGAGCCAGAGGUCUCAGAACAGACUGUGGUGACCGUGGAGUGUGAAGCCCAGGCCGGGGCCCUGGUGAUGCUGAGCGGGGGGGUCCCGGCAAGGCUUCCAGGACCCAGGGCCCAGCUCCAACUAAAUGCCAGCGCCGAGGACAAUGGGCGCAUCUUCUUCUGCUCUGCUCUCCUGGAGGUGGCCGGGCAGGUGCUACACAAGAACCAGACCCGGGAGCUCCGUGUCCUGUAUGGUCCCCGACUAGACAAGAGGGAUUGUCUGGGAAACUGGACAUGGCAGGAAGGCUCCCAGCAGACCCUGACAUGCCAAGCUUGGGGAAAUCCGGUUCCUGAGCUGAAGUGUCGCCGGAAGGGGGAUAAUGCUCUGCUGCCCAUCGGGGACCUGAGACCUGUCACGCGGGAGGUUGCAGGCACUUACCUGUGUCAGGCCAGGAGCCCCCGUGGUGAGGUCACCCGUGAAGUGGUCGUGAACGUGAUCUACCACCGGAAUUACAUCCUCACCACCAUUCUGGUGACAGUUGCUUUCACCAUAGGAGCUGCGGGCCUAGCUGCUUACUUCUAUAACCGCCAGCGGAAGAUCCAGAAAUACAAGUUACAGAAGGCCCAGGAGGCGGCUGCCAUGAAGCUGAACACACCAGCCACGCCACCCUGAACCUGUCCCAGGACAGGGCCUCCUCCUCAGUCCCCCACACAGUGGCAGCGGUGCCACAUUGAACAAUGGUCCAUUCAGCUCCACCCACCUUCCCAGGACGCCCGAGGACAGGACAGAGGCCUCAGGAUACGGACAGCAUUGGGGAUCAAGGCGCAUGCACACUUAGGAUCCCCAAGCCUCACACCUGACCUGUAGUCACAGGACUGAGCCAUGAGGAGGGGGCGGGACUUGGGUCAUGACUGUGAGGGGUGCCAAAGCCUGACCAGACCAGAGGGGGUGUGGUGGGACACUUGACCUGGGACACCCAACUGCGAAACAGUGAAACUCACCCCUGCUGCGUGUGCUGAGGCCCCGCAGUCCUAGGGAGAAGUGGCCUGCACAAACACAUACAGCAUGGAAACAUAUCCCCAUCCUUCUUCUGACAUGCCAGCUCCAGUGCGGCUGUCCAUUGACUGUCCCCAACUUUUGAUGGAUGUAUUUAUUAAUUUGUUCUCUUAUGAGCUA
This is a messenger RNA of Acinonyx jubatus (cheetah), 2195 nucleotides long. RefSeq names its product intercellular adhesion molecule 1 (gene ICAM1). NCBI's taxonomy places the organism in Eukaryota, Metazoa, Chordata, Mammalia, Carnivora, Felidae. Gene Ontology annotation, biological process: cell-cell adhesion. Gene Ontology annotation, cellular component: membrane. The record is from RefSeq and is a predicted model, not a curated record. Gene Ontology annotation, molecular function: integrin binding. The coding region runs from base 93 to 1691 and encodes 532 amino acids. The transcript has 7 exons.